Molecule: messenger RNA, 1283 nt
Organism: Schistocerca gregaria
Lineage: Eukaryota; Metazoa; Arthropoda; Insecta; Orthoptera; Acrididae
Exons: 2
Coding region: 66-1241 (391 amino acids)
Biological process (GO): rRNA processing; ribosomal large subunit assembly
Cellular component (GO): nucleolus
Molecular function (GO): 5S rRNA binding
Source: RefSeq, a predicted model, not a curated record
AUUUAACCGGUCUUAGUCUCGCAGUCUACCCCGUCUUUAUAUUUUUGAGCUUCCUUUGACACGGGAUGGCUAAGGGAUGUAGAAGGAGGCUUCGGAGAGCCAAAAAGUGGCGAAACAUUGACAUAUCUGACAUUACGGAUGGCUCCAUGAGAAGGACAGAGGAGUUGCUCGCCGGCGGCAGUCUCCGCACAAAACCUUCAGAGUCUCUAUUUGAAAUCAGUAGAAAAAAGCCAAAGGGUCCGCUACCGCUCAACCCCGACGUGAAAAAACAGCGCGUCCGUUCAAAAGUUUUGCACAUUGAUUCCUCUGUGCUUCCUAAUCCUCAUACCAAGCCGACCGGGUCUUCGACGCGUACCGCGCCCCGGAGGGCAAUCAGUCAACGGAAAAGGCUGGUCGAUGGCUCUGAGCCUUCGCGGAUAGCUAAAUCUCGGCUUGGUUCGCAACUCGCCCAGACUGGCACCAAUCCAGAUGUCUUCGACAUUUGGCAGGACGAUCAAAAGGAGAAGUCUUCUGAGAACAAGAGGAGCAGUUCAACAGGUCCAACUUGUUCUCCGUCUGUCCCUUCCGGGCACAAGCUCAAAGCUCAGUACCAUCCGAGCGCUCGUUCUGCUGUCGAGCCAGCAGACCUGAAGUCCACUUCGUACAUUCCGACCGCAGAGCAACAGAUGAAAAAUGAAGAAAUUCUCGCCAAAUAUCAGGAGCGUUUGAAUCGGCGUAAAGUCAACAUUGAAAGCAAUACUUGCGAAGACGCCGACGAAAAGUGUCUCCUGUCGGAGUCUGAAGACGCCGAGGACGCGGCGCCGGACGCCGACGUGUAUGAAAACAAAAUUCUCGCCGCGGUUCUAUCAGACGGUAAAGCGCCUAAAGUGCCCAAACGUCACGUCUACCGAAAAAGCAAGAAAGUGCGAGAUCGAGAGAGAAAGUUGAAAUUGCGUGAGUUGCUCAUUCGUCGAAUGGAGCGACGUAAAAAGUUUGCUGAAGAGUUCGAAAAGCUCGAGCGUUACCAGAAGAUGGCGGAUGAAAGGCUGGAGCGUCUGCAGGAAAGGCUCAGGAGGCGUAAAAAAAUCUUAUUGGCCAAUAUGUAUAAAGUUCGGAAAUUUGGAAAAGACGCGUAUGCGCCGCCAAAGCCGAGAAUUGUAUGUGCGGAUAGGCCAUCUGCUUCUUUGAGGUGCAUCAGAGCGGACGCGUUUCAAAUUCGAGAUAGAUUCGACAGCUUCAGAAGAAGGAAUUUAAUUGGAUAAUGGAACUCUUGUCGAGCGGAAUACGCGCAUUUCUCUCUGGGA